CCUGCUGUUUUUUUUGCUGGAUAAGUAUGUUGUUGUAAAAAGUAUAUUUUUGCAAUUCUUAAUAUUUCUUAUCUUAUUAUACAUACUUUGUUGAAUCUUCAGUGAUUCUACAUAGCAGACCAGAUUAUAUAUUGCAAUUACCAUUCCCUACUUAUUUACGAUUGCACUAAUAUAAUCAAGCAAUCAAUCUUAGCAUUUAUCCAAGUAGCAUACACCACGCAAAGCCGAUAUCUGACUGAAGUCCUAUAUCUCCCAUCCAUCAUCAAUUUUCACUUCUCGUGUACAGAUACAACUUACUACUUACUGAGACCAUGGAGGGCAUUGGGAAGGCUUAUCUGGACUACAACGCCACCACCCCGCUAGACCCCUUGGUUAUUGGGGUCAUCACGGAGUCGCUAAAGUGCGAGUGGGGGAAUCCCAGUUCCGCACACUCACUGGGGAAACUUGCAUCCGACAGGAUCGGGCGGAGCAGGGAGCAAGUUGCGGCCAUGAUCAACGCUCAUGCAAAUGACAUCGUUUUCAUGUCCGGAGGAACAGAGGCAAACAUUGUCGCAUUACAAUCUGGACUGAAUUCCAUAACUAAGCCAAAUUCCAAGGAAUGCAAUAUUGUCCUACCUCAUGUCAUCACUUCUAACGUGGAGCAUGAUUCAGUCAAAAAUUAUCUCUCUGUUCAGCAAGAUUGUGGAAAAAUCGAUCUUUCAUUCGCCCAAGUGGAUAAAGCUUCCGGUCAACUUAGACCAGAAUCCGUGUUGAGCCUGGUGAACAAUCGGACGUGCUUGAUAUCAGUAAUGCAUGCGAAUAAUGAAACCGGCGUUUUGAUGCCUAUCAUGGAAAUUGGGCAGGCUUUGAAAGCGUUAAAUGUUUCUCGGAGUCAAAAUAAUCUGCCUAAAAUUUACUUUCAUACGGAUUCAGCACAGUCUCUGGGAAAAGUGAAAGUUGACGUUAAGCAAUUAGAAGUCGACUAUUUGACCAUUGUUGGACACAAGUUUUAUGGUCCACGCAUCGGUGCUCUAUUUGUAAAAGACCUACUCACCCAGACGCCUUUAGUUCCUCUACUGCAAGGCGGAGGGCAAGAACGUGGCUUUCGGUCCGGAACUGAAAAUACUCCAAUGAUUGCAGGCCUGGGUCAAGCAGCCGAGUUGGUGGUUCAAAAUCUUGACAAGUACAUGGAACACAUGACGAGAUGUCGUAACGCCUUGAUUUCAAACUUAAAGGACCAAAUUCAUGACAUCCGAAUAAAUUUUGUGGUUGACCCCCGACUUCCAAAUACUGUCAGCCUCCAGGUCCCUCAAAACGUGACUGCUCAGAAGGUCUUAGAAAAUUGUAAUGGUAAAAUAUUUGCCAGUUUGGGAGCUGCUUGUCAUUCAAACAGCCAAAAACCAUCGAGCAUUUUGAUGGCGUCAGGACUUUCACCAGAAGAGGCUGGUAGAACAAUCAGAAUAAGCAUAGGCCGAACCACACCCGACAGCGAGAUUGAAUUUGCAGUUAAAGUCCUCACUGAAGCCUGCAAGAGAGCUUGAAUUUAAUCUCUGUUUUCAAAAUUUGAAAAUAAUCUCAACCAAAAUUCCAAAAUCUCAAUAAUAUGAAUAUGAAUACAAGAAUUCCAACUUUAGUACGUACAUUAUACCUACCGAAGAAAUAUGUGCAUGCUACUGUAUAUAGUAUAUAUUUUCUUGGCAAUAAAAUUAUCAAAAAUUGUUCAAAAUGA
Molecule: messenger RNA, 1708 nt
Organism: Folsomia candida
Lineage: Eukaryota; Metazoa; Arthropoda; Collembola; Entomobryomorpha; Isotomidae
Product: selenocysteine lyase
Exons: 6
Coding region: 312-1520 (402 amino acids)
Source: RefSeq, a predicted model, not a curated record